AUGAGUGGAAGGGUGAAGAGGUCGCGAGAGAACAUCACUCUGCGGCGCUCGGCGACAUUGACAUCGAAUGUGAAUAAUGCUUCCAUUAAGCAACGGCUCGAGUUGAAAUGUAAACUGAGGGAAGCAUCGGACAGAGAGUCGAUAAGCUCCGAUAUAACAGAUGCACGGUACCUUUCUCCUUUGCGGACGAAUGGUGAGAGGUGGCAAUGGGAGGGAAGAGAAGAAAAGAGGGAAAAAAAGAUGGAUGGCAGCCUGGCGCAAAUUGACAUUUUGAAGAUGGAAUGGGCGAGAGGGAAGAAAGAGCAAAAUUCGAAAACGAUCAUGUAUUAUGAUAAGCGAACAGCACCACCGCCACCACUCUCGCCAUCACCAUCAUCAUUAUCAUCAUCAUCAUCAUCAAUCAUCACAACCAUUGAAAAGUGUUUGUUUGAAAGGCAAGGAAAGGAAAUGAACGUUGUGGACGCACCGUUCUGA
This is a messenger RNA of Acanthocheilonema viteae, 474 nucleotides long. The record is from the annotation of a GenBank genome assembly. NCBI's taxonomy places the organism in Eukaryota, Metazoa, Nematoda, Chromadorea, Rhabditida, Onchocercidae.